This is a messenger RNA of Psylliodes chrysocephalus, 6655 nucleotides long. Lineage: Eukaryota; Metazoa; Arthropoda; Insecta; Coleoptera; Chrysomelidae. The record is from the annotation of a GenBank genome assembly.
CAGGGCCAUGGUUCGUAAAAACACGGUCUCUUUAAUCUAAGAAAAAACACGACAAUUUUCGAUCAUAGGGACUUCUAUUAAUUUCAUCCGGCCGGUUGGCAGCAGUGGUGGUGGAGUGGGAAUGCUUGGGAAUGGAAGUGGAAUGGAAUCACGUAACCUAAAAAUUUUUAACUAAAAAUUUGUUUUAUUUAGUUUAAAGUUGACCAAAAGUUGACUGUAGAAAAGUAAAUUAAAAGAAGUUAAUUGUUUCUGAGAAUAGAAGUAGACUAUUAGAAGUAUAUAAUGUUGUAGAAUGUGUAGGUAUCCUUAUUAUAUCUUGACACAUUGGACGAGGAUACCGGCUCAUAGUUUAUUAUGAUGAAAAAAAUUGAUAAUUACUGCUGACGUGUGUAAUUUGCCCUGAUCUAGUGGGAAUCACCGAAUCGUUCACACCCAUUUGUACUAUUCAAUAAAUUUCAUUCUUUUGCCUUGGUAAGACAAAAUGUCUGAUCAAGAGGAUUUAAUACCUAGAAAUUAUCAAAUUGAAUUGAUGAAAAUAGCAUUGGAGAAAAAUACAAUUAUUUUCUUACCUACAGGAGCUGGUAAAACUUUUAUAGCUAUUUUGGUUUUGAAGCAAAUGGGAGAUAGUUUGUUGAGAUCUUAUAGCAAUGGGGGAAAAAUUUCCAUAAUAUUAGUAAAUACAGUUGCUUUAGUUGACCAACAUGCUACAUACAUUACUACUCAAACACCUUUCCAAGUCGGAAAAUAUUCGGGAGACAUGAAUUUAGAUUUUUGGCCUAGAGACAAGUGGUAUAUUGAAUAUGAAAAGAAUCAAGUUCUUAUAAUGACAUCCCAAAUACUGGUCGAUUUAGUUAAUAACAAGUUUAUAGAUUUGAAUAAAGUAAACCUCUUAAUUUUUGAUGAAUGUCACAGAGGAGUAAAUGACCAUAGCAUGAGGCAACUAAUGAAGCAAUUUGAGACAUUAAAUGACCCUCCUCGAGUACUAGGUCUUACUGCUACAUUACUAAAUAGGAAUUGUAAACUAAACAAAGUUAUAGAAGAGGUUAAGGCUUUAGAAACGACUUACCACAGUAAGGUUGCUACUGUAGAGGAAUUAGAAGCUGUAGUAGGGUAUUCAACUAAUCCAAAAGAAUUUAUAACAACGUUCCACAAGUAUAACUUAACAGCCAAAGAAAAAUAUGUUGUUGCACUUUUAAAGAAGAUUAAACUCGGAAUAAAAGAAGUGCAGUUUGAGCCAGUAAAAGCUCCUAUAAUUAUAAAAGGCUUAAAGCCAUUGAGUAACAAUGAAGGCACAAAAAAUUUAAGGAACUUAAUUGAUGAUUUGAUUUAUCACAUUGAGACAAUGGGAAGUUAUGGUGGUUAUAGAGCGUGUCUAGCUCAUGUUAUACAAAUUGAAAGAAUUAAGAAGCAUUGUGAAGAUUUUAAUUUAUUUGUCUUAUUCACCUGUGUUCAAACCACCUUCACAUAUGUCAGCAAAAAAUUACAAGAGGAAAUAAACCGUUUUGACAAAAAGGAAGCAUUCUUUAAAACCUCUUCAGAUCAGGUGGUACAGUUACUACGGAUAAUAAAGAACUAUAAGCAUGAGAAUGGAGAAGAUUUAUGUUGUUUAAUAUUUACACAAAGGAGAUUCACGGCGAAAGUAAUUUAUCACCUAAUAAAUGAUAUAAGUCGCUCUCAUUCAGAAUAUAAACACAUUAAAGCUGAAUUCAUGGUUGGAAAUAACUCGAAUCCAUAUAAAGACACUAGAGAGGCAUUGUAUAUUCAUAAGCAAUCCAAAAAGAUAAUCGAAAGGUUUUCCCAAAAAGAGAUCAACAUUCUUGUUGCUUCAAAUGUUUUGGAGGAAGGUGUGGAUGUUCCAAAAUGUACCUUAGUUAUUAAGUAUGAUCUUCCAGUAGAUUAUAGAUCAUAUAUUCAAUCUAAGGGAAGAGCAAGGCAUAAGCAAAGCUUUUAUAAUAUAAUGGUAUCCAACGAUAACUUAAAAAAAUUUAGCCAGCAGUAUAUGGAAUAUCAACAAAUUGAGACAAUCUUAAAUGAUUACCUUAUUGGAAAGAAUAUAGAACGGGAAGAACCUUCUCAACAAGAUAUAGAGGCCAUGUAUAGAGAAAAUGAAAUUGCCCCUUAUUAUGUAGCUGGACCUGGAAGUGCCCAAGUUAAUAUGACAUCAGCAAUUUCUUUAUUAUGUCAAUAUUGCCAAAGUCUUCCUUCAGACGUCUACACAAGCCUUACUCCUGAUUGGUAUGUAAAGCAUUAUGGCAGUAAGAAAUCUGUGGUUAUUCUAUUGCCAACUGUGUGUAAACUUUUAGAUUUGAUUGAGGGUCCACCUAUGGUAACCUUAAGGUUGGCAAAAAGAGCCGCAGCACUUAAAGCUUGUAUCAUACUUCACAAAGCUGGAGAAUUAGAUGACCAUCUUCUGCCAAUUAAAAAUGUUCUAAAAGAAGAAGAUAUAAACUUUUUGUUUAGUCACUAUCCUGUAAAAGAUGACAAGACUGUAGGAACCCAAAAAAAGAAAAGACUACACAAGAAAUUAAUUCCUGAAGUUAUUAAAGCACCAAUACUACCAUUUUCUACAGUUUAUUUACAUAUCAUUCAACUAGAACCUUUAUUUAAACAGCAAACAGAAGAUAUAAGCCAUUCUACUCUAUUCAAUAUGUAUUUCUCUUCUUUAUGUUAUGGUCUAGUGACGCAAAACCCCUUACCAACGAUUUGUGCCUUCCCAAUUUACGUUAAUUUGGGCACCAUUACGGUAUCUUUAAAAGUAAACGAAUCAACAGUUACUCUUACAGAUAUAGACUUGCAAGAUAUAAAGAAAUUUCAUAUGAAUAUUUUUGGCAAUGUUAUAAAUAUAUUGAAAUCUUUUGUUGCUUUUGAUACUGGAAAUGAACCAGAAAUGAUGUUGCUAGUUCCUGUAAAUAAACAAGAUAAGAAAAUUGAUUGGAAUGUUUUGAAGCCCCAUAUUGAAAUUAACCCUAUUAAUGAAAUGAGCAAUGAUGAGAAAUUAAAAAUGGAAGUAACGCAGGAGUCACAUUUGCGAAGAAUUGUUAGUCCUUGGUACAGACGAGAUCAUUCUACUUACAUAGUUACUGAGGUAUGUCUCAGUAGAACUGCCAAUUCUCCAUUCCCAAAUGAAGAUUAUCAUACUUUUAAAGAAUACUUUAAAUCAAAGCACAACAUUACAAUCCGUAAUCCCGAUUUGCCCUUGCUGUUGGUUAAGGGUUUGACCAAGAGUCUGAAUUUCAUUAAGCCCAGAGGCAAUAAAGCAACUAAAAGAAAAUACGACAAAUUGUAUGUUGAAUUAGAGGAAUAUCUGCCACCAGAACUAGUUGUUAAGCAAGAUUUUCCUGCUUGUUUGUGGAUUCAGGCAUCUUUUUUGCCAACCAUAUUAACCAGAAUUUCCUUUAUGUUACAACUAGAAGAAUUUCGAUGCAGAAUAGCUAGAGAAAAGAAAGGUUUAGGAAAAGAAGUGGUAAUAGUGAAAAAACCUCUCGAGUUAGACGAUUACGUCUUAGACUAUGAACCAUAUUUAGAAGAAGAAGAAGCCGAUAUUGAAAUAACAAUACCUAGCAAUUCCAUUGUACAAGCUUUGCCUCACCCCUCUAUGACCAUUAACCAGGACUUUAAAGAUAAACUUUUAGAAACUCAGUAUCCUUGGAAGAACAUUGAAGAACCGAAAGAUGUUGAAAGGAAUUUAGACGUUACUAUAAUGGAUAUUGAACAUUAUGAAAAAUUUAUUUGUUAUGGAGUUUCUGAUGCGUCUAGAGAACUAAGAAAUACAGUUGACCCAAAUAAAACCAAACAUCUGGCAUUGACUUACCACAAAAAUUUUGUUCCUGUCAAAAUAAAUAUGUUAGACACACCCUUCGGAACGGACGGGCCAGAGCUUUGUGAACUUUACAGGGCUCUAACAGCGGCCAAAGCAAACGAAAUAGUAAACCUGGAACGACUAGAAACUCUUGGAGAUUCCUUUUUAAAGCUCCUUACUUCUGUCUACAUAUAUCUACGGUUUCCUGAGUAUGAUGAAGGUCGUGCAACUUCUCUUAAAGGCAGAAUGGUCAGUAAUCGGAAUCUUUUCUAUCUAGCCUUAAAAAAAAAUAUUGACGGUGUUAUUAAAUACAACGAGCUAAAUAAAGACGAUUUUUUACCACCCGCGCUAGCGAUUCCAAAUGAAAUGUUACAACGAAUUGAAAAUAAAGAAGUAUCCAUUGACGCUAUAUUUCGAUUGAGUAUACCUUUUGAAGAACAAGUUUCUGGCGAAUUAAGUAAAAAAACCAUAGAAGGUAUUUUAAAUCAAGAAUGUCCGUUGACUGAUUCUGAAGAUUACCAAAUAAUAGCUCCGUUUUCAAAAUAUCAAUAUUAUAGCGAUAAACAUACUGCAGAUGCAGUUGAAGGUCUUACAGGGAUUUAUUAUCAAACUCUUGGUUUCGAAGGUGGUAUUAAGUUUCUUGAAUGGUUGGGUUUAAUCCCGGAAUCUGAACACUUAGAACGUCUAUUAAGUCAACCUUCACCAGAUCCGAUAUUAACCAGAGAUGAUUUUGAAAGCAAAAUUCGUAGACAUUUACCUUUACAAGGAGAAAUCGAAAAAAUAAUUGGUUACAAAUUCAAGAACAAAGCCUUUCUUCUGCAGGCAUUAACGCAUUCUUCUUACACACCAAAUCGUACUACACUCUCUUAUGAAAAGCUGGAAUUCAUAGGCGAUGCUGUUCUCGAUUUCCUAAUCACCUGCCACAUUUACGAAUCAUGCGGUAAUCUCGAUCCUGGCAAAUUGACUGAUUUAAGAUCGGCCUUAGUAAAUAACAUUACCUUCGCUAGCCUCGUUGUGAAACUAGGCCUACACAAAUACAUUUUAAUGGUUAAUUCCAAAUUACAAAAGCUUAUCGAUAAAUUUGUCAAGUUUAUGGAACAAAAGAAUUAUGUAAUUGAUGAUGAGGUAAUGAUUUUGGUGCAAGAAGAUGAAAUUCUGCUAGCAGAGUCCGUAGAUGUCCCUAAGGUUCUUGGGGACAUUUUUGAGGCAAUUGCUGGAGCAGUGUAUUUAGACAGUAAUAAAGACUUGAAGAAAGUAUGGGAAGUAUUUUAUAAAAUUAUGUGGAAAGAAAUUGAUUUGUUUUCCACAAAUGUUCCUAUGAAUGUAGUCCGAAAAAUAUUCGAAUGGCCUGGUGCUCAACCUAAAUUUGGAAAACCCUGCCAUACUGUGAAUAACAGAACCAUGAUAGCAUUGCAGUUUAUGCUGGACCGAAUUCCUACAAGUGUGCACGGCUUUGGCACCAAUAAAGUCACGGCUAAGAAAGCUGCAGCUAAAUUAGCUUUACAUAUAUUAGAUGUUAGAAAUAAAUAAAAUUUAUUAAAUACGAGGAGUAUGACACUUAGAUGAAUUUGUACUUCUAUUCACAAUUAAAUUCGUUUUUUAAAACAAUUGGUUAUAAUUGAAAGUAAUUUGUUAUAAUUGAAAGUAAUUGUUUAUAAUUAAAAGUAAUCGAUAAAUAAUUGAAAGUAAUUUUUAUUGUAAUCCACCUUUCUCGUUAUUUGAUCGUUAUUUCGCAUUACUCAUGCGCGAAAAAACGGGAUUUUUGAAUAUAGUAAUUAUUCAAACAACUUAUAUCUCUCUUAUACUCGCCUUACAACUGUUGUGUUUGCUACGACGAUUACCAUCUAUCAUCGUUACUUUAAACAACCGUCAUCGAAUGUAAUUGAAUCUAUUUGGAAGUAAUCAAAUGUAAUACCAUUUUGUAAUUGAAUAUAAUUCAAUUCAAUUAGAUUUUACUUGUACGCCUAAUUGACAAGUGUCCUACCCCUCGUUAAAUAUUAACAUUUGUUUUCACAAAGCAUAUUUAAAUAUUUAACUGCGAAUAAAUCCUUAAAAUAAAAACUGAAUUCGUAGAAAAAGUAGAGUUGGACAAAGUCGUAAUUUUUCAGUCGCACUUUGAAUCGUUACUGUAAAUGAGGUUGUAGUUUCUUCAAAUCAAUAACAAAUUUAAUAUUCGGUAAUAUUUUUCUGGAAAACAAAAUCGAUUAUAGGUUUACCAAGAUUAAAAUAAUUAAAUAUCGUCCAACUUUAUUAAAAAUUCAUUAUAAUGAUGUUUCUCUCUUUAAGGAUUUACUUGUCUGUAAAUUUAAAGAUGCUUUUUUAAUUAGGCGGUAAAAUAUUCUAAGAAAACAAUGAUCAUAAUACAUAGGUAAUAUUUAUUAUAUAUAUGUUUUCUAUAUUUUUUAUUUAAUAUUUAUCUUUAAAAUAUUUUUUCUACGUUCAUGCAAAAAACAAAACUUUAUUGAAUUAUAUUUAGUGAAAAAACUGGUUCUUUAUUGCACUAGUGCAAUAAAAAUUUGAACGUAGAAAAAAUAUUGUAUGCAACUUGUGCAAAAAGUGUUUAUUGCACUCGACGUGUUGUCCAACUCGGCCUGACGGUCGCGUGCAAUAAACACUUACUUUUGGCAUAACUAUUAAUUUUCGCGAUUGUCCAAUAAUUUGAAUAUAUUCGUCUUCAAUUAUAAACAAAUGUUAUUCAACUGUUCUCUAUUUAUUGAAAAUUUAAAAUAAGUAAAAAGAUCAAAUCAAAUUUUAUUGUUAUAAUAUAUUCAUACUUUUAUAUUUACUGUUAAUUUAUGUACUAUAAUUAAUUUUAGUUUGUGAUCAGUUUUCACAUAAAAUAUUGUUUAUUAAUAA